Metarhizium acridum CQMa 102 is the source of this 1944-nucleotide messenger RNA. Lineage: Eukaryota; Fungi; Ascomycota; Sordariomycetes; Hypocreales; Clavicipitaceae. The record is from RefSeq and is a predicted model, not a curated record.
AUGGCGCUUAGUGCGCAAGAGAUCUCGCAGUUGCGAAGUGCUCUCCAAGACGCUGCGGUAAAGUGCUCCGAGAGAUGUCUUUACCAGUCGGCUAAAUGGGCUGCCGAACUGCUCAAUGCGCUCCCCGAAACCGACGCAGUCGAUGAUGCCACCCCUGCGGACGGUUCUAAUUGUACAUCGCCAAUAUUCACACCAAACGCGGACCCCGAAGAAGCUGCCCUCGAGGCCAAGGAACUGAGCAAGUAUCUACUAGCCAAGUCUCUCUUCGACUGCAAAGAGUUCGACCGAUGCGCUGCGGUUUUCCUCCCAGAGUCUUUGCUGUCGUCGGUCCUGUCAUCGCGCUCUGAAACUACCGUUUCGACACCGUCGCAGCGAUCAAAGGGUAAGGCGAAAGCUACGGAGGGAAGUCCGGCGUCGGGUGCAGCCCCGCUGCCGAGACUCAGCCAGAAGAGCUUGUUUCUUGCGCUGUACGCCAAGUUUAUGUCUGGGGAGAAGCGCAAGAAUGAGGAGUCUGAGAUGGUUAUGGGCCCCCAGGACCUGGGGACGGUGGUGAAUAAGCAGCUUUUGGUGGUGGGGAGGUAUUUGGCGGCCUGGUUCAAGGAGAGGACGACGUCGGACGAUGAAGUGUUGGGCAGUCAGGGGUGGUUGGAAUAUCUGUAUGGCAUAGUUCUUGCAAAGGAGAAGAAUGAUGCUCAGGCCAUGGAUUACUUUGUCCGGAGCGUUCACAAAUAUCCCAUGAACUGGGGUUGCUGGCUGGAAAUGACGUCCAUCAUAUCGAGGGUUGAAGAAACACCCAAUCUCGCCAACUCCCUCGAACAGCUCCUGUCAAUAUUCCCGACGUCCUCGUUCCUUCUCACCUGCAAUGCCCUGUUAGCAUACCACGCCAAAGACCUCAUGGCAGCCGAGCACCACUUCAGCCGGCUGCUCUCGCUGCAUCCCCACAGACUCGACUCCCUAGACCACUACUCCAACAUCCUCUACGUCCUCAACAUGCGUCCAAAGCUGGCCUUUGUAGCACACCUCUGCUCGAGCGUCGACAAGUUCCGUCCGGAAUCCUGCGUCGUCAUCGGCAACUACUACUCCCUCCUAUCCAUGCAUGAGAAGGCAGUUCAGUACUUUAGACGAGCACUAACCCUCGAUCGCUCGUGCCUGUCGGCCUGGACGCUCAUGGGCCACGAAUACGUGGAGCUGAAAAACACCCACGCGGCCAUCGAGUCGUAUCGCCGCGCAGUCGACGUCAACCGCCGCGACUACCGGGCCUGGUACGGCCUCGGCCAGACGUACGAAAUGCUCGAGAUGCACACCUACUCCCUUUGGUACUACAAAAAGGCGGCCGGCCUGCGGCCCUGGGACGGCAAGAUGUGGAUGGCGGUGGGCUCGUGCCUCCAAAAGAUGGGCCGCGAGCGCGACGGCAUAAAGGCGCUCAAACGAGCGCUCCUCGCAGACGCCUACUACGAUGUGGGUAGCAGCUUCGGCAGUGGCGGCGAUCUUCUCGGUGCUCGCGGCGCAACGGGACACAUGGACCCGGAGAUCCUGCUCCAGAUCGCCGCCAUGUACGACCAGCUCGGCGAGGAGGAGGAAGCUAAGGCCUACAUGGAGCUCUGCGUGGCUCAGGAAGAAGGCGGAGUCGCUGACGCUAAUAAUCUCGGCGAAUCCUCAGUCAUGGUCCAUACCGACUCGCCCGCCUCGGAGGACUACGCCGAUAGGGAGGACGGGCCUGCGGGUGCGGAUGGUGGGGGAGAGGGAACGGGCGUGACGGCUGCUACGAGCAAAGCACGCAUGUGGCUCGCCAGAUUCGCCAUGCGCACGUCUGACUAUACCACUGCCAAUAGGCUUGCCACGGAACUAUGUCAGGACGGCGUCGAGGUGGAGGAGGCAAAGGCGCUGGUGAGGGAGAUUAGGUCCCGGAUGGAGGCUUCGGGCAUGUUUGGCUCGGAUAGUUAG